CUUUUGGCUCGCGGCGGCGGCUCGCUCUGCCUUGUGAUAUCACUGCCGGAGCUCAAAUCCCGCUUAGCGUUCCCUUCCUCACGCCGUCUGUCUACGCUGGCGGAGGUGGAAUCUUUCCGCAGGAGGCGGGCAGCUCCCUUGAGGAGGCGAGGUUGGAGGAGACGGGGACAGGGUCGAUGUGAAGACCAGUGUGAGGAGCGGAACGAAGGAAGGAGGCCCAGUAUGAAAUUAGUCGCUGCUUAUUACGUGCUGCCUCUCUUUCCUGCUCUGGUCUUUGGCACUAGACAGGGCUAUGAAGAACUGGAAAGACAGCUGAACGAAGUCUUUAAGGAAAGGAGCAACAUACUUCAUCAACUGUUAAAGACUUCUAAAGAACUUCAGGGAAUUAAAGUAAACCUCCAGUCUUUAAAAAAUGAUGAAGCGUCAACCAAAAAUGAUGUGCAGAAACUUCUGGAACUGGGCCAAAACCAAAGGGAAAUGAAAUCUCUCCAGGAAGCCUUCCAAAAGCAGCUUAAUGAGGCAGCUGAGAAAGCAGAGAAGCAACAGGCUACUAUUAACUUUUUGAAGACUGAAAUGGAAAGGAAGAGCAAAAUGAUACGAGACCUCCAAAACGAGAACAAAAGCCUCAAAAACAAGCUCUUGUCAGGAAACAAGCUUUGUGGUAUUCAUGCAGAAGAGUCAAAAAAGAUCCAAGCCCAGCUGAAAGAGUUUCAUUAUGGGAAAAAGGAUUUGAUUUUUAAGGCACAACAGCUAACAGAUCUGGAGCAAAAACUAUCAGUUGCAAAAGACAAAUUGGAAAAUGCAGCCCUUGACAAAGAGUCACAGCUGAAAGCUCUGAAGGAGACUGUGCAGCUUUGCUUGUCUUCUGUUCUGCGCAAUCAGCCUCCAACAAUGAAUCUAAUCUCUUCAAAACCCCCUGAUAAGCUGAAUUCCUCAAAUACAAAGAGCUCCAAAGUUCCAUUUCAAGUGACAAGUACCAAGGUAUGGCAAAAUGUCUCAGCAGAGAAAGAGAAUUUUCAUGUGGUCUUGAAAAAAGAAGAAAAUCAAAGCACCCAGGAGUGUGAUUCUCAAGAUGUUGCCAAGACAUGUUUGGGGAAUCAUAAUGAUUCAACAUCUCGUUUGAAAGCACCAGAAACAGAGACAAACUUUCAGAAGCUGCACAGCCCUCCAUGGACUAAACCUGAAGAUAAAAAAUCACAUGAAAAAAAUGAGAAAAAAUAUGAAAAAUCAGUUAGUACACAAGAAAACAAACUCUAAAUGCUACUAAUCUGCAUUGAAAAAUGCCAGUCAUUUCCAUCCUCAUGUUAUGUUAGCAUAAAGGCAUGAAAUGUCCCAGGUUUCUAAAGCAUGCAUUUUUCACUGUUUUAUGAAUGUCUGUAAAUUAGUCUAGAACACACCAAUUAGUACCUUACAGCAAUAAUCAGAAAUAGAUGUCUGAAGAAAUGCUUUUUAAUUCAGUCCAGUUUUUGAACUCUUGUUCUACCUUAUCAGUAAUUGUAUACUAUAAAUUACUUUCUUUGUAAACAGUCACUCUCAAGUAUUCUGUCAGUCUGUUUAAUUUAAUGUAAUUUGGUGGCAGAUUAAGUUUUAAGAUUAAAGGGCAGUCAGUGUGUGGGGGGAAAAUAUCUGUGUAACCAUAUUUGAAGUACAGUCCUUAAGUGCAACUGUAAAAGGAGAGCUGUGCGCGGGGGUCCAUGUAUACUUACCUUUUAGUAAUUUCCUUUCAAAUCUACUUACACAAUAAAAUAUUUUAUUUUGUUCUUUUUUCUCCUCACUGCUAUAUUAACUAGUCCACUUUUGAACACUGAAGAGCUGACAGAAUUGGAGUUUAAGGGAUAGAAAUAGAGAGGAUCAUUACAAAUUGCAAGUGGUACUGAGUUAUAGUUUCUUAACUUGGAUGGCAGCCAUAGGAAGUCAGUUUCAUUCCUUAUAUUUGUGCUGAUCUCAACAGGAUAAAAUAGAGACUACUUUAAGGGGUAAAGCCCUAUUUUGUCCACUGCCGUUGGCCUUUGAUCACUCCAUCAGGAAGGAGCAUAUUGAUUGGAGUAAGCUCUGUCACUCAUGGAUUCUUUCAGUUUCUCCUUAGUCGCAUACUGUAUGACAAGAAAGCAGAAAGAAAGGGAGGAGAAGGAAGAGAGAAUGUUUUCCUUGUUUGUGUGUAUGUCAUUAUUGGUCUAAUUUAAGAAUUCAUAUGCCAUAUCUUGUUGAGAUGCACAUCAUUCAAGAAGAGUAGGAAAAGCAAAUUGCCUGAUGCAAUGCUAUGCUAUCCUUAGAAAGAAGUAUUUUAAAGCAGUUGUAACUUGUAAACUUCCAGCUUUGUCUUAAUGCACACAGCAGCACAUUUUUUACUAGAUUUAAACUAGUUAUAAUAAUUUACCUUUUGUUGCUUUGUAUCAAUUUAAAUGCAAAUAGACAAAUCCUUUAUUUCACUUAGUGGUAUUCUGUCUUCAGUUUUAGCAUUUAAGAUUUUACCUCUCCUUCAGCAGUCUCCUUCAAUACCCACCUUUUCCUUGCUGGUAUGAAUAAUCUUUCAUCCUGACUUUGAGCACUUUGAAUAUGCUCCUCUACUCAAAGGUAGAUAGUUGCAGACUGGUAGGUUUCUCUGCCUUGAGAAAAUACAGUUUUAAAAAGAAGAAAACCUCAUGAGCUGGCCAAAUGAUGACAAACUACAGCUUAAGACUUCAUUUUAAGGGUCAAAAGAAAUGGAAUCGUGGCCACAAAAUUAAUCAGAAAAGAGAUGGGGCUUUUUGCCUCUGAUCCUAAAUCUUGCUGAAGACAGUCUGCUGUCUUUCAAAAUUUGGAGCAAGAGACUUGUGAUCUUGUCAUAUCUACAGCUGGCAUGAAUUUCUAGUGAUUCCAAAAGUGACAUUGGUUUGCAUAUGACACACCUUAACUGAAAAGGUCACGAAACUCUGUUUCAGUCAUCUGUCAAGAAAGGAUCUCCACUGGACACUGGUUGAAAGCCUCCAGCAGGACGAAAGCCUGUGAGCACAAUGUUUCCUGUAGCUUUAGAAAGAAGCCUUUGUUAAUAGGAUUCCCUUCAUCAGGCAGCCUGUAGUAGAUACCAACUACAUGGAUCCUUUGCUGCAUUGAUCAGAUUCUUACCUACAGGCUUUUGACUUGCUCGUGGCUGUUCUUCAAGGACAGCUCACAUUGAAUCAAUUUCUUGAUGUAGAGGGCAAUGUCUCCAUCUCCUUCUUCCCCUAUAUCUUCUGAACAGGCUGUAGCUAUCAGUAGUGAUACUCCAGUCAUGGGAUUCAAUCCACCAAGUUUCAGUAAUGCAACAAGGUCAUAAUUUUCUAGCAGCACAGUGGUUUCCAGGUCCUCCUGUUUGUUGCCCAUGCUGUAUGCGUUGAUAUAAAGGCACCUCAGAUUGCCUGCCGGCCACUUCACCUUCCCAAAGGAACACCCCUCUUCUUCCUUUGAUGUAAUUUUCUGGUGUUUUCCAUGUCAUCUUUUAUUACCUUAGGAGUCCCCAGCUUGUCCCCAUAAGACUGCAAGUGCAUUCCAGUGUGGCUCACUACAAAAUCAUUGGGGUGGGCUGUCAAUUUUAACCCCAAUACUUUCUUGUCCCCGCAGGGCACAUCUCUCCCAUGCUGGUUUUAUUGCCUUUCCCCUUCAAAGCUAUCCCUCUCAAUCAGCCCUGCCAACUCAAGAACAUCAUCCUUUUUCUCCUUUUAAACAGGUGAACCCCAUCUCUCUCCAUCAGGUUUGAUGCUAUAUAAAUCACUCCAUGAUCGAAAAAACUCCAAAUUCCACCAAUGGCACCAGUCUCUAAGCCACACAUUGAUCAUGCAGAUUCUCCCGUUCCUUUUGGCAUUCUUCCUUGCUACUAAAAGUCUUGAGGAAAACACCACCUGUGCUCUUACUCCUUCAACCAGUCACCCCAAUGCUCUGAAAUUCUUUUUGAUUCUGCUAGGAUUUGAUUGCAUUCUUUCAUCAACCUUGUCACUGCCAACCUGGACAACAAGCAGUGGGAAAUAAUCAGAGGGCUGAAUCAUUCCAGGGAGUUUCCUGGUAAACCCCUUACCCACACCCAAGGGAGGCAGCAGAAUUCCCUGUCAGAUGGCAUACGUGGCCCCCAGUUCCCCUCAGAAGGGAGUAGCCCAAUACAACUACCCUUUAUUAUUUCUUAACAGUUGAAAUUGUGAUCCAUCUGGCUGACUGACCUAUUCCAGAUAAACCCCCAGACAGACCUUCUUCUCCAAUAUCAUCUGCCUGACCCUCAUGUUCAGAGCCUCAUACCUGCAGUGUAAGGGUACUUGGGAAGGUAAGAGAGGCUGGGAGGGGAUUCUCCUACCUCCAUGAGCAGGGACCUUUUCCAUUCCCCUCAUGUUUUAGGUCCCCUCCUUCUGCCUGAUGGCGAGAGGAUCAGGGCUCACACAACUCUUGCUGAGCUUUGAAGAGGGUGACUCCAUGUCGUGGUUUUAAACCAGUAACUAACAAAAAAAUUGCUUAUUUCUUGCCAUGAGAUAUGGAUUAGAACAAGAGCAAAACAGGCAUAAAACUUAAAAGGAAUAAAGAAAGUUUAUUAACAAACUACAAUAAUAAGAACACCAGAAUAAACUUCCAGAAAACUUCUUUUUAUCCUUUACUACCCACCAUUCCUUUGUUCACAUGACAACAGAGACAAAAACUUUAGAACUUUGAUGGUUUAAACAGUCCCAAUUCCUUCUACUAUCUUUUCAACAGUCUUUGUAGAGAAACAGAAGUUUCUUUCUGUUAAUUUAUGGAGUUUCUCACAAGAAAACUAUUUUUGUUAUAGUUUUCCUUUUCCCUGAUAUCAGCUGCUCAGAGCUGCUGUUAUCAGAGCUCACUCCUCCCAUUCCACAUCACUCUGAGGUGUGUAUGGGCCAAGAGUCUAGGGAUGGCAUUUUAAGGAUGAGUUAUUCAAAAGCAAAAGUCUUCUUCAACUGUUUUUGUGAGCUUCACCAGAAAACAGUUUUUCUCAUUGCCCCCCCAAGGCUUCAAAUUUUCGCUUUACUGUUUCCAGCACUUCACUAUAUCACAACCACUCUACUUUUUACUCAAAUUUACACUUUGAACACUCUAUUCCUCCCCAUACUCUGUCAUGAAUUAAAGGAGUUCUUUUCAGGACUUCAUUGUCCAUCUCCAUAGUUUUAACAGAAAAAUAUUUCAUCUUAAUUAAAGCAUCUUCUUAAUUCUCUACCUUUCCUGAAGCUUCUUUUCUUUCUUGUCACUGGUAGUUUAUAAAGUCUCUUUUCAUGUUGAUCACUCUCCUUUUCUCUCUCUCUGGAUAAAAAGAUUAAUCUGCAAGUCUCAUCUGGGUAAUGAAAGAGUUAAAAUCUUGCCCAGGUUUUUGUAGAUAGUUCUGUAGCCUCGGCUGGUGCAGGAGCUGGAGCCGUCUGCGAUGGAAAGUUCCUCAUGGCUGCUCUGGAGAGUGUAGUCGCCGCCCCAGCCCGCUGAAGGUCCAGAGCCUCUCUCCUUCUUCACUCAGCAGUUUCUAGUGAAUUUAGUUACAGCAAAGCCUGCAGCUGAGCCAGAGAUCGGCCCUGCCCGGCCCGGCCAGAGCCUGGGGAAAGCAGGCCUGCAUCUCCCGGCCGGGAGACGCGGCAGGCCCAGCCCGGCCCCCACCCGGCCGCAUGGCCUGGGCAGGGAACGGGAGGCCUGGAGCUCCGCCACCCUUCACAGCCAGGAAAACAAAGAGCACAAGAGGACUCUGGUUUUACACUUUAAGGUAGGGUUCACAAGUUGAUCCCCCUUUUCAAUGGUUAAAAUUGCUGUCAAUUCCCAGUAAUGGCCAAUAAUUGGUCAGGAGAAGAUACUCCUUUCAGUCCCCAGCAACUUCAACUUCCUUAAAGGUAAAGUAACCCCAUGACACUCCACCAGUCUAUUUCACUUUCUUACUCCCUGAUACUCCUCAGCCUGAUUAAACUGGGAUUCAUUAUAAAUGGCAAUAUAGUUAUUGUCUUUCAUAUUUAUGUAUUGGCUUUUGCAAGUUAUUAUUGAUCACAAAGAUUCUGAUAUAGUACAAUUUGUAAUCCCUUUUAACUGCUUUUUGAUAUAGUAUAAUCUGUCAGAUUUUGUAUACACCCUAUAGCUUAUAUAAAUAGUGUGAUAAAUAUAUUAUAGCUUAGACCUUCACAUAGUAUUAAAAUAGAGACUGUGUGCUGUUAAAUACUUUAAUUUGUGUAACUAACUCAGAUAAUGGUGUGAAAUAGCUAUAGUGGUUCAAUGUAUUUAUGGACUAUCUCACCUGAAUGAUAACAGUGACAAGAACCAGAACACCAAGAGAAAAAUUUACUACUUACUCUCCAGUUAUCAGGAAGUGUCAAAACAACAGAAUGGAGCCUUGAGAAGAAAUUAAAUACAUUGAUUGAAUCUACAGGAUGAUAUGUAGACAAGUCAAAGGUCAAAACCAAGCAAAAGAAUUCACAGAAUAUGUAAACCCACAGGAAUGUUUGAAUACGUAUAACCCUCAUUAAUAUGUAUUUAGCCAAUGUAAUGAAUAAUAUACAUGAAAAUUGUUUUAAGUUAACAGGCUACUUUUGGCAGUUUGCCAGGCACCCCAAGACUGGAUAUUGUUUCUUUUUACUUUUAUUAAACUUUAAAAAAAAAUAUUAUACAAUGA
This is a messenger RNA of Poecile atricapillus (Black-capped chickadee), 6592 nucleotides long. RefSeq names its product leucine zipper protein 2 (gene LUZP2). Bases 223 to 1257 code for a protein of 344 amino acids. The record is from RefSeq and is a predicted model, not a curated record. The transcript has 12 exons. Lineage: Eukaryota; Metazoa; Chordata; Aves; Passeriformes; Paridae.